Brienomyrus brachyistius is the source of this 2921-nucleotide messenger RNA. Its product is annotated as 5-hydroxytryptamine receptor 7-like. Gene Ontology annotation, molecular function: neurotransmitter receptor activity; melanocortin receptor activity; G protein-coupled serotonin receptor activity. Gene Ontology annotation, biological process: chemical synaptic transmission; G protein-coupled receptor signaling pathway, coupled to cyclic nucleotide second messenger. Gene Ontology annotation, cellular component: dendrite; membrane. The transcript is spliced from 2 exons. The record is from RefSeq and is a predicted model, not a curated record. The coding region runs from base 422 to 1531 and encodes 369 amino acids. Lineage: Eukaryota; Metazoa; Chordata; Actinopteri; Osteoglossiformes; Mormyridae.
CAGGAUGUCUCUCGUCCUAACAUGGUUAUUCAGUUUUAUUUGAUGCCUGGUACGCAGGCUUGCAGUUACAGCUCAACUGCAGGCAAUUCGUGUAAUCCGUGGAAUGGAUUAAACCGGGUCCUGGAGGAUACUUUUGUGUUUAGUAGGAUAGUACUAAUUCUGCUGAGGUUUCCGCCGGUGUGCCCCCCAAUAUAUCAAGGUGCUGUCUAAAAUCACACCUUGAGUGGCGCUGUCAGUAAGUGUCAGUCGCUGUAAGAACUUUGGAAGGCAUCCGGCCUAGUGGCUGAAGCGUGCGGAUGGAUAGCAUUUGUUUUUUUGGAGAAGCGCCUCUUCACGCAGAUACCACAAGGUUUGUCAGAGGACUGGGGCUUUACUGCUCACCCGGAGUUUUUUGCACCAUCGGCGCGGCUUCGCCGCCGUGAUGUUCACGAUCUCAACAGUCCUGUCCCCUUCGGAACACGGACACGAACAAAUCUACGGGGACCCCACUGUCACCGCAUACGCGACCGUGGACCCCACGAACAACCUGUCACGCGUGGAGCAGCAGAUGGAAUCCAGCCUGGCAGAAUUUUUUUUUAUCGGGGUGGCGUUGUCGAUCAUCACUCUCGUCACUGUGGUGGGAAACAGCUUGGUGAUAAUUGCUGUCUGCGUCGUCAAGAAACUUCGGCAGCCCUCAAACUAUCUUCUGGUGUCUCUGGCCGUAGCGGAUCUCUCGGUAGCUCUGGGCGUCAUGCCCUUUGCGAUACUGACGGACCUAAAAGGGGGAAAGUGGAUUUUUGACGAGGUUUUCUGCAACAUUUUCAUUGGCAUGGAUGUCAUGUGCUGUACCGCGUCCAUACUAACCCUGUGUGUGAUCAGCGUAGACAGGUACCUUGGCAUCACACGACCCCUGACGUAUCCGGCCCGGCAGAACGGUCAGCUGAUGGCGAAGAUGGUUCUGGUCGUGUGGCUGAUCUCGGCUUCUGUCCCCCUGCCAACCUUCUGUGGCUGGGCUCAGAACGUCCACAGGGGUGGGGUUUGUCUAAUCAGCCAGAACCUCGGCUACACCAUCUACUCCACGUCCUUUGCUUUCUACAUCCCUCUGCUCAUCAUGCUCGUCCUCUAUUAUAAGAUCUUCCGGGCAGCGUGCAAGAGCAGCGGCAAGCACCAGUCCAGGGUGCCAGGAGGCUGCAGCUCCCUCUGCCACCUUCUGAGACACAAGCACCACAGCGCCUCUGUCUUCUGGUGGGAACAGAAGGCAGCCGCCACCCUGGGGGUGAUCGUGGGUGUUUUCUCCGUGUGCUGGCUGCCCUUUUUCAUCCUGAGUACCAUGCGACCCUUUAUCUGCAGAGCGGAGCAUGACUGUGUACCCGUGCGGCUGGAACGCACGCUGCUGUGGCUCGGUUACGCCAACUCCCUCGUGAACCCCCUCAUCUACGCCAUGUUCAACCGCGACCUGCGCAGCACCUACCUCGACUUGCUGCGAUGCCGGUAUCAUAACAUCAAUCGGCGCCUCUCUGCUGUGGCCGUCAAUGAGGCCCUCAGGGUGUAGACCCAGCCUGCAGGGAAGGAAGCGAACAGUGGGGGCGGCAGGGGCACCGGCGAGGGAAGUUUUCACACAAACCAGCCUUUGAGGAUUAGAAAGCAGCACCAAAUUAUUAUUAAAGAUAUUUCUGAUGGGUUUUAUGCGGCAUGCAGCUGUCUUUUCCACGUGUUCCUGCUCAACGAGAACACGGAGCACAAACGUAAGAGCGGUUUUAUGUUUUAAAGCAUUUGAUGUAUAUUAGGGGCACGCAUAUAAAACGCGGUUCAUACCAGUUUUCAUAAUAAAUAACUGAAGAAAUCCUGGGUUUUCAGAUUUACUGAUAGUAAUAGUGGGAAAGGGUUAUAAUGUGUUUAAAACGAAGGAUUUUCUGAAAUACAAAUAUCGAAGGGUGGAUUGACUUUCAAUGACCAAAUGUAGAUCUGCACACCCUGAGUAUUUGUCAUUGUACUUAUUGUAAAUGUUAGUACACCUUAAAAUUACAAGUCAGUGUCUUUCAGGUGAUAUAACGACCAUUUAAAUGCAUAUUUACAGGGGAAAAAAUGCAUAUAUUAAAACAGAACAUUUCCAUGCAUUAUUUCACACUGUCUGCACACGUAACCGUGGCGACCACAGAAGGGGGAUGCCUGCGAUGACCGGGGUCUUGAGGUCCCCCAAAAUGCAGUGAAAACGCAGCUCAUGCCAUUAAACAGUCGUUUCCUCUUUCAGAUCAAUACCGAUGAGCAUAAGUAUGCAUAUUGAAUUUUGCUCUUUCUAUUAAACUGAAUUUUGUUCACAGAAAGAGGGCCAUUUUGAACUUGCUGUCUGUAUCCACACAGAGACUCUACUGUGAGCUUUUUGCUUGUUUUUUGCGUAUGUAUUUUAAAUAUAAAAUUAUAUUUUAUAUUGAACGAUUACAUUAUUUGUAUCAAAAUACUUGUGUGUUCAGCAUUUUUGUACCUUAAAGAUACCGAAAAUACUUCCCCCGAACUGUAUAAGUGAUGAUGUCACAUACUGUGUGCUGGGAUGUAUAUCUUAGAUAUUUCAGCAUGUUUGAUCUUUUGUCUAGAUUCGUAUUUGCGCUGUACCUCAUUAAGCAGUGAAGAGCUGCCACUCACAUGAGAGGCCAGUUCAUCCUGUGUGCUGGUGAAGGAAGAGAUCAAACAGGACGACGUACAAUGGAAAUUUGUGAAAUGUCUUUUUAAAAUACAAAAUACCGUAGCUUAUUUUUAUACAUUGUCUUGUUGCUGUAUUUUGCACUUUAUUUCAAUACUCUUACAGUUAUGGAAUAUUUACAUUUUGAUGUAUUUUUUCCCAUCUCUGGUUGUACAGCAUCACACACAGCAGACAGUGGGUCAGAAUUUUAUUAAACAUAGCUGACCACGCAGAGAGCACUCCUCCACAGUGUCUUGUCUGUACG